Pelobates cultripes (western spadefoot toad) is the source of this 13863-nucleotide messenger RNA. NCBI's taxonomy places the organism in Eukaryota, Metazoa, Chordata, Amphibia, Anura, Pelobatidae. The record is from the annotation of a GenBank genome assembly.
AUGGUUGGGAAGGCACGGUCAUCUAAUUUCACAGUGUUUGAAAAGCUUGAUUUGCUUGAGCUGGUGAAGCCAUACAUUGGGGUUUUGGAGGAGCACACCAACAAACAUUCUGUUAUCAUUGAGAAAAACAACUGCUGGGAGAUCAUAGCGGAAAAGUACAACGCAAUAGGAGCAGGCAGGCCUCCGCGGACUGCGCAAGGCCUGCGUACCUUGUACAAGAGGCUAAAGGAGUAUGGCAAGCAGGAGCUUUUUCAAUGCAAGACCUCGCAGGCGGGCUACCAAAACACUGUAUCAGAGGCCACAAAAAAACUUGUUGAGAUAAUUCCCCAGUUUGGAAAUGUGUGUUACGCAAGGGACCUUAACGGCGGCAUAUCUAGGUAAGAAAACUCCUCUCCUGGAAAUGUUUGUCAUGUGUACAUGUCCUCCUUAUUACAGGUCCCUAAUGUCCUCACAAUGUUAUAUUUAUUCUGCUUAUUGCAUUAUGUGUUAAACUAUGAUAUUGGUAAGGGUACAUAAAGAUGUAAGAUCAGGAGAAAAUAAGAGCUGACAAGGUAACCAUGGUUGCACCUGUUAGAGCAUUUUAGGGAGAUUUUGUCUUUAUGACAUUAAAAUCCAGCCUGCAGAAACCUCGGAUUAAGGACUAAGAAAUCUCCAAUUAACUCUUUCAGUGUGUUGUUGCAGCAAGGAAUUAUCAGCUGCAAUGACAUUCUCAUAACCUUAGUGACGAUCAUCUACCCCAGCGUUAACAUGAGUUUCCUGGUUGUUUUUUAAUUUAUGUAGAAGGAGUUAUGUUUACGGAGGAUACUUGUAAAACACCGUUAUAGCCUAAUAUUUAUUUAAACAAAACAACCCUCUCUAGAAUAAGCUGUGCCUGUUUUGUUUGUUUGUAGUGUUCUAACAUGUUGUUUUGAGUCCUUGUUUAUUUUAUGCUUUGUGAUUGCAUGUCUCUUCGCAGGUUAAAUAUUUAGGAACAUACUGUAAACCCCUGACCAGUGCAGGCUAAAGUUGACCACCUCACUGUUUCUGUACUACGUUUCCCAUGAUGCUCAGCUAGCCUUGAGGCUGCGAAGUGUGACAGGAAACACAGCAGACACAUCUCGAUUGUCAAAGCUAGCCAUCACUGCCAUACGUCUAUCAUUUUUCACUCGUGUUCCUCUAUUUCUGGCCUUUAGUUAACACCCUGCAUUUUACCAUCAUAGCAUAUAAGCCUACUACAAAAUAAUAUUUUGAAGGUUUGUUAAAUAGUUUAACAUAUGGUGUAAUUAUACACACGUUUCCCUGGAUUCCUGUCUAACAUAGACUGACAAAUCCUUCUAAAAAAGAAUUUGCCCCUAGUGAAGGAUUUUAAACUGUAUUGUUCAUUCUCUUUCUUCCUGGGAAUUUCUGGUAAAUCGGGGGCAACCAGUAUAUCCCAUUUAAACUCCCAUUUAUUUAACUGUCAAGUCUUGCUUGGAAAACACCAAAGAUCGCUAAGCUACUUGCAUAUAACAAUGCGUGUCUCCCGAAAACAGCAUGUCAAAAUAAAAUCUUGUGUUAGCAAGUUUAAUCAUUUGACAUCAGAAUUUAUUUACUUCUGAAGUCCGUUUACACAUGCUUAACCUCACUGCGUUUUAUAUAAACAUUUUUACAGUAUUACGAAAACAUUUAGUAUCUUGUUCCCCAAUAUUUGGUGAAAGGGGGAAUAUUUUACAAGGGAAUGUCAUAUUUUACGCCAUAAUAGUCCGAAUUGGAGAAUCUUGUCAAUUUGUCUAUUUUGGUCUAAACAAACGUGCAAGAUUGUCCGCUUGGCAGGAAAUCUCCACAAUUCUCAAUUCCGUAAAUAAACCCCCACAGUGUCACAUGAAACCUUCCUUCCUUGUCUUGUGUGUUGAACUAUGUGCCUUGUAAACAGAUAGGUGUGGAGACAAGACACAGCUUUCGUUUUUAAAAACGUUCUAUGACUCUGACCGAAAAUACAUCAACUCCUCCACUAAAGUGAUAGAAUCAAAUUUUAAAAUGCUUUUCACCCUAAUGCAAUCUCCUACCCUGCCCCCAACUGUGUGUACUAGCUCUCCUACACACACUGUAGUCUCCCUAAUACCAGUCUAAACCUGAAAUUCCAGUUCUAGGAUAUAAACUGGCCAGGCCAGCCAAAUCUUUAGCUGGAGGAGCAGAGUUUGUUCAGGGCUAUGUUGAGGGACGGAAGCUUUUUCCAGUGUGAGAGUCUGGAAUCUUUUACUUUCCUGUCUUUUUUUCUAUUUAUUUUUAUUUAUGUCAAACAAUUUACAUUUUUUUUUUUUUUUUUAUUCUGCUCAGUGCAGUGAUCUGUUGUACUAUCAAAGAAUCUCGCAAGUGCAUACAUGUGUUAUUUUAUAUACGGUAAUUGAAUGUAAAUGACAAGUUCACCAUGUUUUAGGAUGCAUUAUGCUGUGGUGCUGUGAAUGAAAAGCACUCCCAGUAGUAUAUAGCCAUUGUACGCUGCAGUAUUGAGAACAAUGAGUCACAGCAGGCAUCCCAAAGGAAGGGCCACAAUUAAUUGGGUGGCUAAUCUCACAGCAUGAAGCAUGGACGUGUAUCUCCCAAAUAACAUGUUAAUUUGGCAACCGGAUACAAAAUUUAUUUGUAAUUCAAUUGGAGAACCUAAAAGUUAAUAGGAAUAAUAAUGUUAAAUUAUAUACUUGCAUGGUAUGUUAUCUCACAUUACUUCUUAUUUUCUGCCUUUUUAAAAAACCUUAUUUGUAUUUAUUUUUUCGUUGUCUCAUCCAGUAAAACAAAUCUGGGUGGAGGACUAAGUGCUCUGUUUGUUUUUCAGGAUUAGUAACUGAGUGUUUGUACUUUAAACCCAUCCUGGCAGACAAGAGGCUAUUGGCACAAAGGUCAUGGCAGCAGUUUGCAUAUGGUUGGUUAAAUGAGCAGCAACCAUUACAGAAAGGGUAGUAUGUACCUGGAAUAGCCGUCCAGUGAAUUCUGACAAUCUAGCACCAUCAAUAUUUAACCCCUUAAGGACACAUGACAUGUGUGACAAGUCAUGAUUCCCCUUUAACCCCUCAAUGACCAAACUUCUGGAAUAAAGAGUGGAUUUGCUAAAGGCUUACUCAGACAUCUGUUGCAUUCAAAGCUGACUCUAUUAAAAUCACAUCAUGGCAGGGUUCUUAUGAUUGUUUAUUUUAUAUUAUUAUAAGGUGGUUAUUUAGUAGCCUUUUAUUUCUACGUUGUCAAUGCUAUCUGGUCAUUAAAGGGACACUCUAAGGGCUAUAUAAAUUUUCUCUUUUUAUUAUCAUUAUUUUUGGCAUUUUUUUUUGUAGCUAAAUUGGUUAUAGUACUUAAGGUCUAUUUAGUGUUAAACAAUUUUUAAACAUUUUAACACCGUAUUCCCUGGCCGCUUGCAGCCUGACCGCCCACUGGAGGUAAGGCUAAUACAGAGAAUGCACACUUCCUUCUUGUCAUAACAAUUCAUACUGGCAAUGGCAACUGAUAGGCUGCAAACGAUCAGUUGAUACUUCUAACCAAUCACUGACUCCCAUUUCCCCUUAGGCUAGUGCUUCUUUAUUAGCAUACGCAGCAUAUAGGAAGUGGGCUGUUGGAGACUUUAGCAUUAAAAAAGGUUGGCUUCAGGGAACUAAAGAUAAAGCAGUUAGGGCCUACAGUGAAACUGUCACCACUUUCCUGACCCUCUGCAAUUUUCUUACAGAGGUGGGUGUUUUAAUUCUGUAACACCCAUCUCCAGUUCGCCCAUGCCUCUUCUCAGUUCUUCGUUGGUUUGCCCUGCUUUGGGACACUUCCACAAGCAGAUUAAAGGAUCAUUAUAGUGUCAGGAAAACAAAUCUGCCCCCACCCUCAGGGUCCCCCUCCCAUGGUGCUGAAGGGGUUAAAACCCCUUCAGUUACUCACCUUCUUCCACCGCGGGGCUCCCUUACCUCUCCUCCCCUGUCUGACGUCAGCGGAGCGGAAUGUGCAUGCGCAACAGUGCGCACAUUCAGAGUGUCCAUAGGAAAGCAUUUUUCAAUGUUUUCCUAUGGACGCUCUGGUUGAUGGAGGUAUAAUAUGCCUUCAGCGUCGCAGAUGCGCCUCUAGUGGCUGUCCAGAAGACAGCCACUAGAGGCUGGCUUAACCCCAAAUGUAAACAUAGCAGUUUCUCUGAAACUGCUAUGUUUACAGCAGGCAGGGUUAAAGGACCACUAUAGUGCCAGGAAAUCAUACUCGUUUUCCUGGCACUAUAGGGUCUCUAUGUUCCCCCCACCCUUGGGGCCCCCUCCCGCCGGGCUCUAGGGGUGGAAGGAGUUAAACCUUACCCGUUUUCCCCGCCGGGGAAGUCUCCUCCUCCUUUUUUGCCGUCAUCGUCUGCACAUGCGCGGCAAUAGCCGCGCGCGCAUUUAGCCAGUCCACAGGAAAGCAUUCUCAAUUCUUUCCUAUAGACACUGGCGUCUUCUCACUGUAUAAAUCACAGUGGGAAGCGCCUCUAGCGGCUGUCAAUGAGACAGCCACUAGAGGCUGGAUUAACCCAUAGGUAAACAUAGUUUCUCUGAAACUGCCAUGUUUACAGCAGAAAGGGUUAAUCCUAGAUGGACCUAGCACCCAGACCACUUCAUUAAACUGAAGUGGUCCUUUAAUCCUAGAGGGAUCUGUCACCCAGACCACUUAAUUAAGCUGAUGUGGUCUGGGUGACUAUAGUGUCCCUUUAAAUCUUUUUCAUGAUGCAGACAUGCCGGUGUCUGAACUGAUUGACGUCCGGUCACGAAGUUUCUACACUUCCUUGCCAGCACUAGUAGUGCAUGCGCUGUGGUUGCUAUGUGUGGAGAGCAGGAAGAUCUUCUCCUCUCCCUGUCUCUCAAUUGAUUGACAGAUGGGAUAUUUUUUUUUUAAUCUGUUUUUCUUUUCUCCAAAUCUAUAAUUUUGAUUAAUCUUGCAUAAUGUAUAGAUGGAAUUUGAAACUAUCUUAAAAGAUCUAUAGUAAAAAUAGCAUGACCUUUUCACUUUACUUACAUGGAAUGUCAAGUUUAUUUAGCUUUGGUAGUAUUAUACAGCUAUGCUGUGCCUAAGUGAGUGUCCCAGAACUGAAUAAUUUUGAACCGAAAUUUCUGAAAGGCUUCCCAAAUAGAUGAAUAACGCAUAUAGUCCUUCGAAUCCUGCGUUGAAAGCUGAAAUACACUGGGUUAUGACCAUGGAUCGGAUUUUAUCCAUGGUUCUCCCCACUUUAGCAUCUUUUUAAAAAAAUUAUUGGAUCUGUAGAUUUCCUAUGCAGGUGUCUCUUGAUAGGAAAAUACUUUAAAGGGCCAUGAGAGAUCUGGUUGAGAGAACUGGGAAAAAAUUUUUCACUUUUUUUUUUCUUCACUCUUCUCCUUGUAGAACAGCAUCAGUACUGCUGAUUUCACAGCUAAUAGAAUGCUUCUCAUAGCAUUGGGAAACCUACCAAGCAAGUAGGUCUAGCAGCCCCUUGGGUCACCCUUCCCUUAUCCUCCCUGAUUUUUCCCCAUCAAUUUAAUUGUUUACAUGUGGAUGGUCAUGUCAUGAAAUGAAAUUUUAGAUUGUGUACUUCUAAUCCAAAUGCAUGGAUUACAGUACAUUUAUGACUUAAAAGAACAAAGUGUUUUCCUAACACUAAAGUGUCCCUUAGCGCCCCCACCCACCGCUAUUAAUGAAAGGGUUAAAAAACCUUCCUUUUUACCUAUGUUAAGUGCCAAGGCAUCUCUGCACUAUUGAGCUCUUACUCCGCUAAGGUCAGCCAAUUGGUGGGGGGGAACCUAAUGCGCAUGUGCGAGGAGUGACCAAAAGCAAUUAAUAAAUGCUUUCCUAUGGGGUUUUAGAAGAUGCUAGAUGUCCUCAUGAAAAGUGAAAUUAAAUGAAAAUAUUAUUACAAUGCCAAUACUACUCAUUCAGUAUACCCUCUGAAAUCAUACCCAUGGGGGAUAGAACGACAGAGCAAAUACUAUAUAGAAAAGCCAACGGGACCAGAGUAGGUAGAGAAUGGGGAAACAUAGAGAAAGAAAGAAAGAACGAACCACAUGUAUUAUGUAGCAAAACAAAUGUCAGUUCAGACUGGUUCAAGCUGGAGGGUCCGCCGGCCCAGCUAAAGCCGGUCUCAGAACAAAUGGUGAAAUUGCGCCAACUGCCAAAGGCUUGCGUCCCUGCGGGGGGAGCGACUACGCCAGUAUCCCCAGCGCUUGAAGAAAGGCUGGUGCCUCUUAAGGGUGAACAUCCUUUUCUGCUAGUAGGCGACGUGGGCCUCAUUUGUAUGGGAUCUUAGUUGUGGAACGUAGCGACUGCCUCCAUGUUAUGGUGGACUUGGAGAGAUCGCUAUAAAAGGACAGCUGUGAGCCCUCAAAGCUCAGUUGAGGGGACGCUCUGGUAGCCUCCAUCAAUUCGUUUUUUUCAGAUUCCCCCUCUGAGGGUGCUUGUGCGGCUUUACACAAACGAAAACAGCGGUCAUUAAUGGCCUGCUUGGCCAGUCUGGGGGACAGCAACGUGGACAAUAGCUGCCGGACAUAGUGGGGUAAUUCUGCAGGAGAAGUCGUCUCAGGUACUCCCCUAACUCAUACAGUGCGGGCCUUGGCCCUAUCUUCCAGGUUUGCCAUUCAUACACCUAGUUCUCCACACGUCUUCUGCAGAGUAUUAAGCGCAGCGUCUGUGGCAGAUUGCACCAACCGCGUGCCCCCCAAAUCUUCCUCAAUGGCUAGAAUGCGGUCUGUCAGCAUAGUAACUUCCUCUUACCACAUUCAUGUCAGCCUGGGACAUUGCUUUAAUGUCCUGUAACAGGGCUUUAAUAUCAGCCUUGGUGGAGGGAGCAUUAUACUCUUGCUUCAUGGGCUGCUGUACCUGCAUGGUAGCUGGGUCCUACUCCUGGAAACUCUCAUCUUCAGAGGAGGCAGUGGAGUGGGUCUUAGUCGGCACCGUCUUGGAUGGGGCAAGCUGCUGACUCUGUCGGAGUAAAGCUCGGAUAUCUCGAUGAUCUGCUCGGUUUGUUGGAGCAUCACCUCAUUCAGCUGGUGGUCAUGCGCUCAGUUUCGUGGUACAGAUUGCGUUCAGCCCAUUGCAAGCCGUUUAUGGAGUCGACAGCACGGAGCUAACUAGAAGUGCGGCCAUCUCUUGUGGGCGCUGGCUCUGGCCACUGACCCUGUAGUGUUUAAUCCACAGUUUAAGUGAAAUCGCGUUAUUUCCAGCGCUAGUCCGCCAAUGCUGGCCCGCCCCCGAUCCGCCUCCUUGGUGACAUCAGAAUUGCUGGUUUUGAACCAAUCCAAUGCUUUCCAUAGGGAGAGCAUUGGAUUGGCUGAAAUCUGCAAGGAGGCGGGAUGGGGGCAGGGCCAAACUUGUUUUUUUCGCCAAUCUGCACCUCCUCAUAGAGAUACAUUGAAUCAAUGCAUCUCUGAGGAAAAUUUAGUGUCCCCAUGCAGAGCGUGGAGACGCUGUGCAGCACUGUCCCAGGAAGUACAUCCAGUGGCCAUCUGAGGAGUGCAUUGUAAACAUAGAAAGGACAGUGUUUGCAUUAAAAUGCCUGAAAGCAAUGCUUAUACUCACCAGGACAACUACAUUAAGAUGUAGUUGUUCUGGUGACUAUAAUGUCCCUUUAAAGUGGAACUGUAAACUUGGCAUUGGUGACCGUCCCAUAUUUCCUUUUCUCCAGUACAUGCUGUUGAUGCUUUACUGCAGUGGAGGUUAGUAUAGGACCCAAUAAGGGACACUAUAGUUACCAAAAGAACUUUAGCUUAAUUUAGCUUAAAGGGAUCCUAUGGUGCCUGGAAAACAAAGCAGUUUUCUUGGCACUAUAUGGUUAUUAGGUCCCCCCCUUCACUGGGGGUCCCCCUCCCACAGGCCUGAAGUGGUUAAAAUCCCUUCAGCAACUUAUCUGAAUCCAGUGCCGAUGUCCCCUGGGUCAACGGACGUCAGCCGGCAGGGGCGACUUAAUGCGCAUGGCCAGCAAUGGCCGCGCGCAUUCGACCUCCCCAUAGGAAAGCAUUAUUCAAUCUGACGCUGCAGGUCCAUGAGGACGUCCAGCGUCCGAUAACGGACCAAAAGUCCGUUUGGAUUCCGGAAGCCCUCAAGUGGCUGUCUGGUAGACAGCCACUGAGGGCAGACUUAGAGCUGCAAUGUAAACACCGUAGUUCUCUGGAACUGCAAUGAUUUACAUUGCAGCACUAAGAGCAAAAGGGUCACAGCACCCAGACCACCUCAAUUAGCUGAAGUGGUCUGGGUGCCUACAAUGUCCCUUUAAUGAAGCAGUUUUUUGUGUAUAGAUCAGGUCUCUGAAGUCUUACUGCUCAGUUCACUGCUAGUUAGGGGUUAAACCACUUUUGUUUGUCUGUGCAGCCCUUUCCCUGGUUCUGACUGACACAACUUGCAUGAAAACAAGAGUUUAAUUUUUAAUCACAUGGGAACUUACUAUUUAAUUACACACAGGAGGCUACUGCAGGAUCCAGCAAGCAGGAGAUAAGAAACUCUAAACAGAAUUUGCAAUAAAGUAAGUGUAAACAUUAGAUGCCUCUUUACAGGAAGUGUUUAGGAAGGCUGCGUAAGUCAGAUGCAGGGUCAUGUGACUAGGGUUGCAUAAACAGUGAUUUAACUCCUAAAUGGCAGAGAAUUGAGCAGUGAGACUUUAAGGGCAUGAUCUAUACACCAAAACUGCUUUUAUUAACCCCUUAAGGACCAAACUUCUGGAAUAAAAGGGAAUCAUGACAUGUCACACGUCAUGUGUCCUUAAAGGGUUAAAGGACCACUAUAGGCACCCAGACCACUUCAGCUCAAUGAAGUGGUCUGGGUGCCAGGUCCAUCUAGGGUUAACCCUGCAGAGAAACUGCUAUGUUUACACUAGGGUUAAUCCAGCCUCUAGUGGCUGUCUCAUUGACAGCCGCUAGAGGCGCUUCCGCACUUCUCACUGUGAAAAUCACAGUGAGAAGACGCUGAUGUCCAUAGGAAGGCUUUGAGAAAUGCUUUCCUAUGGACUGAUUGAAUGUGCAUGCGGCUCUUACCGCACAUGCACAUUCUGCGCUGACGUCAGAAGAGGGUGGAGAGUUCCCCAGCACCGAGGGAGCCCGGCGCUGGAGAAAGGUAAGAGUUUAACACCUUCAGCCCGGAGAGAGUGUGACCCUGAGAGUGGGGGGGACCCAAAGACUCUAUAGUGCCGAGUUUGUUUUCCUAUAGUAGUCCUUUAAGCUAAAGUUGUUUUGGUGACUAUAGUGUCCCUUCAACUCCACGCCACUCCUCAGUACUAGUGCUUACAUAUUUUCAAGAAGGACAGUUGUGACAAUUUUCUUCCAUAACACCAAACACAUAUUGGCACACAGCCCAGGCACGUAUCAUCAUAAGAAUCCCAUGAUUUAUGUUUUUGCCACACUAUGCCUAAAUAAUAUAUAAUUUGCUAUAAACAUUUUGGUUAGCUAAUGUUUUUUUCUUUUACUCUUAAAGAGGUAGGUAGAACAUGUAUCAGCAGGGCCCUUAGCACUCCUAGUUCCUUUCUGGCACCCGCACCUCCCAGUUUUUGAAUGCAGAGCUUUGAGAGACAAUCCCACAAAGCAGAUCAUAUGAUAAGCAGGAUUCAGCCAGCAGUAGCUUAGUGGCUUGCAUCCGGCCUCUUAAAAGCUGCAUUUGUCCUUUGUGCCUGCUUAUAUUAUAGCUGCUGGGGUAAUGGGUAAUUUGAUUCCUGUACGUUCCUUUUCUCAUGGUCUCAAACUUGUUUUUACUUGAUUCCUUUGAAUCUAAUGCCAUUCCAAUGCAAACUGUGCCCAUUGUAGCAGAUCACAGAUAGACGGCAUGAGCAAAAAAUAGGAGUAAAAGAAUCCAUAAUUCUUACCAAGAGAGUUCCUGGCAGAAGGUUCUCAACCCACAAAAAGCACAAACACAAGAUAUAUUUCAGGGCAAAAUUCUGUACUUAAUCGUAAUGUUAAAGUCAUAGCUUUAUUCCCUGAUAACCUUAUAAAUAGUAGGAAAGUAUAAAUACAAAUAUGCAUUGUGUUUGAAUAAGGGGGGUGUACAGCAGGGAAAAAGCAGUGUUUUGUGCCUCAUGCAAUAGGAGGAUUUGAGUCAUGUCAACUCUUCCUAGCACAGAGACUUGAUGGUGCAGAGGAGAGCAAGUGGAUCCCACAUGCUAACUGCUCCAGGCAUCCUGCAGAGGGAGCUAGAGCUGCCAUCAGUUUUGGCUAUAUUUUAGGAUCAGUAAAAACUGCAGAUGAUGAAACUCACAACUGAUGGUUUCCAUUUUUAGCAGUGAAGACUACAAUAGAAUAUUUUCAAGUGCUUUUAGUGAAUUCACUGUAAGCAAGGAUAACUGCCUUCAUCCCUGCCCAAAAUGCUGUACAUGGUAUCUCACUCACAGAGCAAAGUCCACAUUAGGGGGUUUGAGAUGAUGUGAAACAAGGAGGCAUUCCUCAAUGUUUAUAGUAAAACGUGUUUUGUUCUGUUGAUAUUCACUGAUUUGUGCUCUUAUAUUUUGUAUUUCAGUGAAACCAUUUGCUCAGAGACAGACCCUAACCUUAGCUCUCAACACCUACAAUUGCAAGAUCAGUUGGCAUCUGUCACAGUGCAACUGGAGCAAGAAGAGGAUGUCAAACCUCCACCAUCGUUACUCCUAAAUCCACCACCUAUUGCUCUUCAAGAAGAUUCAGAGGAUGUCGAGUUUGAACAUGAUCUAGAAAGGUCAUUAUCUCCUUCAGUGUCUUCUGUUGACGUUAGACUAUCUCUGUCUCCUCCGCUUCCUAGGAUAGAGGAAUGCUAUAGCCGUACAGAUGAACGUUUAAGAUCAACCUGUCGAUACAAUCCUGAAACUUUGCAAAUGGUAAAGAAGGAGCACGAGAUGAUCUUGAGUAAUCAAAGACAAUAUGGACUUUACAUCAAGGAGAAAAGGGAAGGUUUGAAAAGACGACAGCACUUGGAAGAGGAGCUGCUAAAGGCCAAGAUUAAAGUGGAAAAACUUAAGGCAAUUAAGUUACGCCGUGAUCUACCGGAGUACAGUAAUCUGUAAAAAUACAAAAUGUGUUUUUUAAAGUUUAUUUAAAAUAUAUAUUCAGUUGGACUGUUUGAAAGCGGUGGGGUUUCUAUUUACAAGGAACAUAACUUGAAAAUUGACCAGAAAAAAAUGUUUUUUUUUUUUUUUUUGCAUUCAACGCAAUGUUUCUUUUAGAAAGGUUUUCAUUUAACUGUGUAUCAACAAAUAAUGCAGAUUUUUCGGCAGUACCAAUAAAGAGAUAGGGAUUCAAAGUACACAGUCCCUAAAAUUUAAAAUGUAUCCUAUUUUUAUUUUUUUUAAAUCGUAGAAGCAGGCGCUCUAUAUAUCUAUAUCUAUAUCUAUAUAUAUUUUCCUUGGAUAUUUUCAUACUGAGGCCUCUCUACUUUUAAGGCUACAAGCUUCACUCUAUUCCAGUUAUAAAUCUGAUAGAGAUUUUAACAAAAUCCAGAUGUCCAAAAAUGCAGAAACAUAAGACUUGUACUCUAGACCAAGGCUAGAGCUCAUAUGUUAUUUUAGAAAAUCUUCCUCAGCUCGGGCAGUAACAGAGGAUUGUCUCUCAUCUGCAAUCUAUUAUUAUGCUCCUUGAAUUGAUCUGCUGUGGCCCAGGCAAGGAGAGAAAACACUUUAACCUUAAUGGUUCUUUUAAAUGUAAUUGGUCCAUGCCAAAGCAUCUACAGUAAUGCAACAUGACUUUUGGCAUAUGUAGCCGUCUUGAAUGUUCUAUUUUCAUAUUUUAAUGCAGGGGAUACUGUUCGAAAAAAAAAAAAGUAAAUUUUAUAUUUGUAUAUUAUUUAACCUGGAUGAAAAGAAAAAACUAUGUAACUGAUACUGCAUCAAAAAAUCUUUUUUUUUUUUUUUCCUUCUUUCUUCCCCAAGUAAAAAAAAAUAAAGAACUAUGCAAAUGACUCAACUGUGCUGGUUUUUCUAGAUAUGACAGUUCUUUUAAAGCAAAAUUACAAGCCUGUUACUAUAGUAACCAAUGUCAAACUUUAAAUGCAUCUGAAAAUCUCCUGUUUCUAACCGGUGGGCAGUUUUUUAGUAGCAGUAAAAUAUCAUGAUUAUUAGCAAACCUGCAAAAUAAUCAUUGGCCUGUUUUUUGUUUUUUUUUUAAUUCUCGUUUUAGUUAUUGUCUUCUGUAUUGGUUAUGGUGUCAGAAUUUAAAAUAACACAUUUUUUUCUGUCUUCUGAGAGCGUUACCGGACACCCAGCCAAGGUGUCAAACCUUGCAGACGUGGUUUCAUUGUUGCUAUAUGACAGCGCAAGGGCAUGUGACAGCACAAUCCUGUCACCAUAAGCACUGCAAAGUGCUUUAAUGGCUUUAGUGCUUUAACUGCCCCUUCAAAUCUCAGCUGUGACAGUCAUAAUAUUGACUCUUAAUUUGUAAUUAUGGCAAUAAAAGCAUUUUAAAAUUAUGUACUUUUCAUUGAUUAUAAAAUAAUAGAGGUGGGUACACUAUCAUUUUAAUGAGGGAUUCACAUGACCUAAUAUAUACUUCACAGCCCUUAACACAGAAUCGUAAUGUAUGCAAUUUUGAAUAUACUCACUUAAAGACUGUGAGGGCCUUCUGAUAUUAAAGGGUAAAGGUAACGUGCAGUUGGUGUAGGUAUAAAAUUAUACUCCAGUACUUUUAGUCAAUCUUAGUUUACCUAAUGACUGUGAUCCAUUUGCAGCUGUAUCCAGUGCAACAACAUUUAGUAACCUUCACUAAAUUGUAAAAACCUAACACCAGCCCCAUUUUCAUCCAGUGUAGAACAACCGUUAAAGCUGACUAUUUGUAGAAGGUGGAUCAAACUCACAAUAAAAGAAUCAUGACUUUUGUGGUUUUAAAAGUUUAAAGUACCACUAAAUUCAUCAGAUCACAUUAUCUCAAUGAAGUGGUCUGGAUGCAGUGGCCCUGUAGUUUUAACCAUGCAAUGUAAAACAUUUCAGUUUAGUUUACACUGCAAGGUUAAACACAUCUUUAGUGGCUGUCUUCCUGAUGGCUGUUAGAUGCACUUCCUCUGCAACAACCGAGUAAAACUCUGUCACAUGACGUUACUGUAUUGUGCAAUAAAAUGUGCCUUUCACAAGAAAGUAUCAAAUUGUCACUCAAGUCUUGCUUGACAGCUGUCACUACUCAUGUCACGUUCAUAUAUUUUUUGUGUAUGUCAAAUACGGAGUGUUGCUCUGUGAAGGAUCCUUCCAGUUGUUUAGGAUUGUAUUUACAUUAAAUUGUAAGGUGGUAUGGCGGUUUGCAAUAACUGCAUAAAUCAAAUAUCCCAUACACACUUCCCUAAAUCUCAUUACAGAUGGGAUGAGGGAAUGAAUGGAAAGAAGUGCUCGUGUAGAUCCCAUGAAAGGUUGUCAAGAUGGGUUUUCUCACAGUUGGAUAUCGAAUAUGUACAUACUUUGAGAAUUUGUGCAACAUUGAAUUGAUUUACGAAGAUCUCUGUAUUAUAGGAUUUGUGCUAGCUGUAGGUCCUUGUCUCUUCAUCCCUGUCAAAUAAUAUGUAAGUGGAGAGGUCACCAUCCGUUUGGCAAUAAAAUAAAUAUGUAUGUUGGAUUAUGGAUGUCACAAUCCGAUAUAGACAAUUUUAAGUUAAUUUCAAGCCCCAGAAGAUUUUGAGGACACUUGUGAAGGUGCUGCUUUCCUGCAUUCCCUUUCUAAAUGUUUGCUUAGAUUACUUUUGAUCUUUGUUUUCUGCAGUGGGAAGCAUGGAAUUCUGUUUCCACUAACACAAACACUUUUGUGUCAAUGCCAUUGCACAAGUUAUAAGCUUAUAUUUUUCAACACUGCAUAAGUGUAUCCAUAUACCUGUAAAAAUAUAUAUAUUUUUUAUUGCGAAUAAAGUCUUAGAGAAUAUAUAUAUAUAUAUAUAUAUAUAUAUAUAUAUAUUAAAAUAUUAACUUUUUUUUUUUUUUGCAGCAUCUUUGCAUGCAGCAAAUGGAAAUGCAGAACAUAUAGUGACUGA